AUGAAGCUAGCCAAGAGGCGAAAAGUGCAAAGCCGUACUCCCCCCCAAAACUGCGAUCUAGACACUGACCCUGGUGCGGACCAGGAAACCGACCCCAGUGCAGACCUGAAAACCGACCCCAGUGCAGACCUGAAAACCGACCCCAGUGCAGACCUGAAAACCGACCCCAGUGCAGACCUGAAAACCGACCCCUGUGCGGACCAGGAAACUGACCCCUGGCCUGAGACGAACAACAUGGAUAGCUCUCAGUAUUUCAUUAGCUGGGGGUCGCGGAGAUACAUCCCAAUACGACGAUUCGAAGACCUCCAGUCAUAUCGCCGAGACUUCAUUCGGUCUUAUGAAGAGGUCCUCCAGACAGCUCAGACCUUCACACAGCAUUUCUCGAAACAGCCGCUACAGAGUUACGAUUUGGAAAGGUCCCUGACCAUAAAUAUGGGCUGUGAUCCCUCAUCCUGGAAUAAAGACGCAGAUAGCCCAUCUAUUGGUUGGUUGGACAUUGUUCGUCACGGCGAUUUCCAGAAACAAAAUGAUGGAUGCUACCACUGCUCCAUUCAGGGGAAAGUACUUGAAUUCGAUCAUCAAUUACACGACAGAGUCGAGUUUUGCCGAAGCCAUGCCCUCCAAAUUUCCAGUCCGAGACCAAGCCGCGCAGAUGUGCUAAGAGAGAUGGAGAUCACUUUGAGAAUAUUAAAUAAUAUCACCGGUGAACAAAAGGACGAUUCAAAAUAUAGGAGAGGUCUAAAAAAGUUUAAACAAAAACUGAAGAUACGCCUGAGCGAGCUUCGGUCCUUCCUAGAUUCUACCACGAUUUAUCCCACCCCAACAAGUGACCAGGCACAGUAUUUGACACCGCAUGAGCCUGAGGCCGCCUUUUCUCCAGAGAGACUCCGUGCAUCAAGUUCGGCACAAUCAUGCCCGCUGAAUGGGUCAAGCGGAUCGGAAAUGACUUCCGAAGGCCAUAGCGACAUGAGUUUCGACAGUUCAUCUGAAGACUCGAGUGAGGAUGAGACAGGGGACGAAAUGUCAGAGUACAAGGUCCUAGAGAACAAAGGCCCCGAGGAGGAAAAUGGGACAAAAGACGACAGUUCCGGUCAACAGACGAAAAAUGACUCUAAUAAUGGAGGCAAGGCCGCACUAGAUGGUGACAUAGCUGUUCCAUUAAAUUCUUUGCCCUCGAGAACUUCGUCUUCGAUGUCUCGAACAGGAGAAGAUGAAGCUGUUAUGUCAACAUCUCAUGUUUCUCUGCCAGAAGGCGUUGAAAAAGCCGUCUCAGUGAGCCCCAUGCACUUGAAGGAUCUAUCGUCAAUCUCUGAAAUUGCCGUUCCGAUGGACCCUAGGUCCUCGCAAAAGGAUUCCGAGCUGGAUAUGCGCAUAUCACACCCGAAAUGUCCCCCGCGGGACGGAUGCAAUACGCUCUUUGAGAAUGAGAAUCCACGUCCCCGUGCAUAUAAACGGCGACAAUCGAUCAAUAUAUCGGAAGCACGGAAAAGGCCGCGAAGGUCCGAUCACAAGUCCGACCAUCAAGAGAGAUCGGUGGCUGCUGCGUGGAUGAAAGCUCAUUUACACGAAAACUGGAACCAAUCGAGAUUCGUCAGAGAAUAUCGCGCUAAUUUUGGCCGAAGCCGAACUUAUAUAACCCUGAAGAGAUGGAUGGAUGAGAAAGAGGGCUCUCAAGCGAAGAGCCGUAUUGUGGUAUUGAAAGUUCCGGUUGCAUGUCUGCGUGAGACAUUAUCAAAUGACAAUUCUUCGUCGCCAGCCCCGGGUCUUUCGAAU
Molecule: messenger RNA, 1773 nt
Organism: Penicillium psychrosexuale
Lineage: Eukaryota; Fungi; Ascomycota; Eurotiomycetes; Eurotiales; Aspergillaceae
Exons: 4
Source: RefSeq, a predicted model, not a curated record